Molecule: messenger RNA, 1412 nt
Organism: Sycon ciliatum
Lineage: Eukaryota; Metazoa; Porifera; Calcarea; Leucosolenida; Sycettidae
Exons: 1
Coding region: 115-1254 (379 amino acids)
Source: RefSeq, a predicted model, not a curated record
CCGUUUGUACUUAUCGUCGCGUUACGAUUAAGGCCAAUCAAGGUGCGGUGGCGCUGCAAGAACUGCUUCAGCCUGACCGUCUCAGCUGUGGCAUUCACGUUUCUUGUGACCGUGAUGGUGUGGAUCGCUGGUACCCACACAACCUCGUUCAGUUCCCUGGGUACAUCUACGUGGGAUCGUGCACACUUAUUGGGCAGGGAGGUAAGAUCACGCACUGCAGCCGCGGAGAGGAUACGGCGUGCAAGAAUGGCGUUCUUCAAGCGCGCUCUGCCAACAGACUCAAGCAAGUUUGCUUACACUAAUGGUACCAUGAUGAUGCAUAACCUCGCAGGCCUCCCAUUUGAGAAAUUCCUGGGAUUCCAGUGCACGGGGGAUGCGUCAUCCUGGCCUAAGGUGUGUGACCAAACAUGUAGUAGCGGCAGAGGGGAAAUCCCCUCGUUAGUUCAUAUGACACAGCUGGGAGAUAACAUGGAAUUUCAUCAUUGGCUGUCUGUAAUGUCCGCCAUACGGUUCAUGCGCCCUGUUGAGGUCCUUAUCCAUCACAUUGGACCGCAGACGACAUGCUGGGCGCGGCGUAUACGCGCGCACCCGCUUGUUCGCUUCGUUGCGGUCGCCGAGGGUGCGAUUCCUUCUCGCCUCAAUGGUGUCAAGGUCGAGGAGCCAGCGCACAAGUCCAACUUUCUGCGUCUGGCAGUUCUUUGGCAGUACGGAGGUGUCUACAUGGACCUGGGCACAAUUGCAACGAAGUCGUUCACCGGUCUCAUGUUCAACGAGGGCGUUCCGUGUCGGCAGGUGGACGGCAGAGUGGCCAAGUGCAUUCUGCUGUGGCGCGCGCGCUCCUGCUUGGUCUGUGAGUACGCCAAGCGCACUUGUCGCCUGUUCGACGGCCGCUGGGUAACACACUCGGUUGCGAGCCUCACCGAUGUGUUGCUCGGCUACGACGACGAUGAGGAGCAAUCGCUGAGCUAUCCAGACUUUGCAAUACGGGGGUACGGCAAAGGCUUUACUCCGCUUUCCUGGGAACAAGAGCAGCUGAAGAGUAUAUUCAGCUACGACGCAGUGGACUCUGACUUUGAUCCCAGCGAUGUGUAUGCGUCACAUCUGUCGUACACCCAGAGGCUCACGCUCGACUCUGUGAAGAGCGGAAAGACGCCAUCUGCGCUUGUAGCCCAACAGGUCCUGCCGGAGGGUUUCUCGGAGCGCCACUUUGACGAGACGAGGUGCCCUGACGUUCCCCUCGUCACUCCCUUGUGAAGAGCAACGUGGCAAGCCUCCAAAGUGUUGCAGAAGAAGGAUCCAAGAGCGGGAUUCGAACCCAGCACCCAUCCCUGUCUUCCGGGACAGUACCGCACCGAUGAAGCUACGAGGGAUCACACACACACACACACACACACACACACACACACACACAC